Adineta ricciae is the source of this 1401-nucleotide messenger RNA. The record is from the annotation of a GenBank genome assembly. NCBI's taxonomy places the organism in Eukaryota, Metazoa, Rotifera, Eurotatoria, Adinetida, Adinetidae.
AUGAAGUCGAUUUUCUGUCUGCUUAUAUCAGCUGUGUUUCUCAACACAGGAGAUGCUUUCUUACAUUUCAGCAAAAACAAAACACAAGUAACAAAUGACCAUCGCAUCCUCGCCAACGUUAAAAUCUACUCAAAUCUUGCAGAAAUCAUUCAACCACUCGGAAAACUACCUCUCGAGUUCUCCGAAGAUGACUGGAGAGAUAUUCGUUCCGAUUCACUUACACUCGUCGGCUCCAACGUCACGGUCACACAACAAACUAUCACCGAAAAAAAACAGUCACUCAACAACGCUCAUGUCUUCGUUCGUGCGCCUUCAUCAUCCAACACCGAAAGCAAAUUCGUCAAAGCCACACUCGUCGAUGAAAAGCGAAAUCUCGUCAAGCUCAUCGACAAAGAUAUCAGUAAAGAGCCGAUCUAUUUCACUGCUUCAUCUGAUCACAUCGUAUAUGAAAGUGAUCCACCACAAUCGAAAUACUAUGUGAACUUUACAUUCGACACAAGUGAUGCCGUGUAUGUGAGUUAUCUUCGAUCAAAUCUCAACUGGAAGACCCGAUAUCAACUGAAUUUGUUUGACGAAUCGAAGAGUGUUGUUUUGAUCUCGAUGGCUGACAUUCGAAAUGAUGGUCAAUCACGAGUUGACAUUGAACAUGCUGAAUUAUUGGGCGGUGACAUCAACUUGCAAAUACAUUCGAACUCACAUUGGCGCGGUUAUAAUGCUGUGCCGGAAAUGGCCAUGGCUCGCACUUUCGCAGACGCAGGUUCAUCUCAUGCACCAACUAUUAGCAAGCCUGAGGAAGUUGCUGGGUUAUACGUCUUCGCGAUUAACACUCCUUUUUCUAUUGAAGGAAGAACUAACUACCUCUUGCCAAUGUUUCGACCACAUGUUACGGUUGAACGCUUUGCAUCAGUUUCUAAACAUUUUCACAAUGCUGGCGCAUCGAAUGGCAAAGCUCAGCGAUCGUAUCGGCUAUCAGCUGAUCGAUUUUUGUCGUCAGGAAACUGUGUCAUUCGUGAAUAUGAUCGUCUUGUCGGUGAAACAUCAUUACCAAAUUUAGCUGCAAAAGACAAACAUGAAUUUACAGUUGGUGAAGAUAGCGAUGUAACCUACAAAGAAAACGUUACCGUAGUUUCAUCACGCACUUUCAACGAUACGAAUCGUCGUGGAAGUUUUCCUGUGGAAGUACGAAAAGAAUCAGUGUACAACGUAAAUGUGGCCUUUAAAAACUUCAAAAAGAAUCGUCCAGUGAAAGUUGAAUAUAAACUCAACAACUAUGGUCAGUCCGUUAAAUUAGGAACGCCCAACACUGCUUGUACACAAGAUGGUUUGACAAUCAAAUGUGUUUUAACAUUAGCUGCUGAUGAAGAAAAAACUGUUUCUUACAAAUUCGAACACGUUGUUUAA